This is a messenger RNA of Loa loa (African eye worm), 198 nucleotides long. RefSeq lists its product as hypothetical. The record is from RefSeq and is a predicted model, not a curated record. NCBI's taxonomy places the organism in Eukaryota, Metazoa, Nematoda, Chromadorea, Rhabditida, Onchocercidae. The transcript has a single exon. The annotation marks the transcript as partial.
GUAAUUAAUGAUUAUGCAAGCAAUGCAUUAUAUCAUAACAAUAACAAUAUAAAUGAAAUCAAUACAGUAAUAAUAAUACUCGUAGCAACAACAACAACAACAACAAGGAUAACAGCAAAAACAAAAACAACAACAACAAUAAUGACAACAACGAUAACAACAAAAGCAAAAAUAACAAAUAAUGAUAAUAACUGUUAA